AAGCCAUCAGUGUGUUGACAAAGAUCUCAACAUCAGUAGUAGUAGAAUUAAACCAAGGCAAUGAGCUUAACAAAGCUCAGAAACUUUCAGCAGUUACCUCUUCCAGUGGUACCAAUAUAGAAAUAGAGACAAAACCAACCCAUAAAAUCCAAACUUGGAGUGAAAAUAUGAAAGAAGCCAUGAGUAAAAAAGAAGAUCCCUUAACAGAUGUUCCUUCUUCCAAAAAAGAAGUUUCAAGAAACUGA
Messenger RNA from Acaulospora colombiana, 245 nucleotides. Lineage: Eukaryota; Fungi; Glomeromycota; Glomeromycetes; Diversisporales; Acaulosporaceae. The record is from the annotation of a GenBank genome assembly.